Armigeres subalbatus is the source of this 6757-nucleotide messenger RNA. RefSeq lists its product as uncharacterized. The record is from RefSeq and is a predicted model, not a curated record. Lineage: Eukaryota; Metazoa; Arthropoda; Insecta; Diptera; Culicidae. The transcript is spliced from 13 exons. Bases 208 to 5652 code for a protein of 1814 amino acids. Gene Ontology annotation, molecular function: nucleic acid binding; ATP binding. Gene Ontology annotation, biological process: germ-line stem cell division.
CUCUCGCUCUUGCCCGUGUAUGUCGGCAUUUUGUCUUCCGCUUGGCAUUGCACAAAUCGCAAAAUCUGCGGCGACAAAACAGUAAUCCAAAAACAGACACCCAUUUUCCCCAACUUGGUUGGCACGCCGAUAUUUUUCUGACGAGGAUUAAAUUUCACGUGAAAUUUCGUGAUUUUCCGGAUUUUCUUUUAAGAUCGAGCCGCAGCUAUGGAAGACGACACAAUCCGGAUUACGCAUUUCAUUAAUCCGCACAUGUUCUGGUACAAACCGGUUUCGGCUUAUGUCCACAACUUGGAGGAGAAGCGGUUCCAACUUGAGAUAGACGAGUACUGCGAGGAAAACUUCCGGCAAGUGAACGAGGAUCGUGUGUGUGAAUCCUUCCCAGGAGAGACUGUCGCUGUGCUGGACUUUGACCGAAAUAAAUGGUGUCGGUGUGUGGUAGACGGAGUUGUCGAAGAUAACAGCGGGGAUAAGCGCUAUAAUUUGUGGGCAAUCGAUGAUGGAGUACCGAUCCAAUCGUCCUCUCGGUAUGUGAAUCCUCUGCCGGAAAAAUUCUCCAGAACUUCCACCAGCAAAGUUCGGCGGGGAGCUAUUAAAAAUAUUCUUCCUUCGGAACAGGUCUACGAUUUCCAGGCGGACAGGCUUGUGCCAAAGAUAACUUCUCGCUGGGAUCCGAGUGUAGCACCGGUGCUGCAGUCCAUAAUUCGUAACUCCGUACAAAUCAAAUUUCUGAACGUGACCAGACAUACGGUGCAUAAUAUAAUGGUCAAUUUUGGUGAACUGAGAUUGGUCACCAAUAAGAACAAUAGCUAUAAUGCAGCUCAAGUGUUGAAGGAACUGCGCAAGGCAUUUGAAGUUGAACCAAGUGACUUCAUCGCCAGGCUCGCGGAGAUCCAAACUAUGAAUGUUAGUCGAUGUCCAAUUAAUAACGCAAACGUAAAUACCGUUAAAGACAAUCACGCCAAACCAAUUGACAUAAGUCCGAUGAAGCCGCUGGGGCGAUCCAACCAAAAUGGUUAUACGAAGGUAUCGAAUGGAAUACCCGACCAUGAUCGGGAGCCAGAGGUCAAUGGCAUUGAAGAUGAUUAUGAUUUCGACGAAAGCGCUAGUAUGGUAAAGCCAUUCUACAAAGCUCAAGUGACGCCACGUAAGCCUACAGUGGAUCCGAUCUCAGAAGGCUCCAACUCUGGCGAAGAGGAGUAUCCACUAACGUCCCCAAUGAACCGUUUGGGGAUGAGACUGGAUUACGAGAAAGAACUUUGGAAGCAAAAUGUUCGUCCCGCCAGCAAACAAUCAAUCGCUACGAUAGAAAAAAUCCGAACUACUGCCAACUCUAACGGUAGUUAUUCAGUUGAACAUUCUAGCGGUUAUUCCGGUAAGAAAUCGAACGGCUAUUCCGGUGUGAAUACAAAUGAAUCAAUUCGCCAGUCGAGUGGAUAUUCGGGAAACGAUUUAAAGCAUGAAGAUCAACAGGAGAAACCAAAAUCGACCGUUUCGUUUCUUGCCAAGCUUGAGAUGCGCAAGAAGCAACGGGCAGCCGCAGCUGCAGCUGCUCAGAAGCAACCCAUAUCCGAGGAGGUUGAAAACAAACCUCGUUAUCCGGAAAUAAACAUCAUCCCUGCCGGGUAUCAAAUGGGUAACCUGAAAUUUGAAAAUGGUAAAGUGGUUGCCGGUACUACAGAAGAUCCGUCGGAAAGCAAACCAAACUCAUGGGGUUACUGUAAGCCGCGAAACCUGGGCAAUGAUCGUGGAAAACAGCAUCAACAGCCCCCGAGGCAGCAAAAACAGCAGCAGCAUAGUGACGAAUACGAUACGGACAACGGAAAAGUUUACGUCACCAAAAAUGGAAGUCGAUUUGAUCGCGUUAUUGAAGACGAAGCAUGCAUACGAUCGAAACUGAGCCACCAACGGCUGCUCGUGCAUGGAAACCGAAUUCCUAAACCGGUGGAAAACCUAGAAAGUGCCAACUUCUGCCCCGAGGUGCACCGGGAAUUGAGUAUGUUGAACUUCCGAUCGAUUCAUCGCAUCCAAACGUACUCGUGGCCUCACAUUCUUCGAGGAAACUCAUUUUUCUGCAUGAAUGCCGCAACCACGGGAAAAACGUUCGCCUAUUUACCGGCCAUCUGCUCAUCGGUUAUGAAAAUGACCGACGAAGAGCUAGUUGCGAAGGGUGCUGGGCCGCUAGCAAUUAUCAUAUGUAAAUCAUCCCGAGAAGUGCAACGCGUGGCAAGACAUUGCAGAAAGAUGCUGAAUAGCACAAUUAACCUUUCCAUGACAGUGGUGGAAGCUUUUGGAGCUAGAGAUAUUCCCAAGGCGUGUAACCUGUUAUUGAAUGGGUGUGCCAUUCUGGUUGCCACUGCCCCAGGUAUUCGUCGAGUCCAUGAAAACAUGCCCAAUGCGUUGGUAAAAGAACGCGUCCAAUCGGUCGUGAUUGACAACAUCGAUAACAUUAUCGAACGAUUUAGCAGCGAGUUGCAGUUGCUUUGUAAAAUUUGCGAUAAACCGGAAUUGCAGAUGGUGAUCACCACAACGUACUGGAGCUCACUGUUCUUUGGAUUCUUGAAAAGAUACAAGAAUAUGAUUAUGUGCAUUGGAGCAUACCUGGAAGCGGCAAUUUACGGAAGAUCAAAUUUGAUAAUGCAACUCAUUUCCAAGCUCACUAAAAUCGACGAGGUAUUGCACCUCGUACAGCAAAUUAAUUACCGAAACGAAAGGACUAUGAUUGUUUGCAGCGAGGCUGAAGAAGUUUUUGAUUUGGUAGAAAUGCUUAAAUCGCAAUCGAUUACCCACAUGUUUUGCAACGAUACAACCACACUGGCACACAUGGAUGGGUUCAAGGAAUGGGACAAUCAACUGGCUGGAGAGAUGCACUUGCUUGUUUGCUACGAUGGGGUCAUCCCGGAUUUGGAGGUCUGCAAAGCUCAACACAUAAUACACUUCUCGUUGCCCAACUCGUGGACAAUGUUCACCAGGCGGUUUGCUUGUUCGUUUGGUUACUAUCGCGACCCUUUCCGCGAUGAUGGCAAACAGUCGCACAAACCGGCAUCCUCUGUGAUACUGUUGGAUGAGAAUAAUAACGAGCAGUUACCUAAGCUGAUUGAGUUUCUUAAAAUCCAUAAUCAUGAAGUUGCAGAACCGAUCAUGAAAUUGGCAAAUAAUAUACGCAUCCAGCAAGAAGAACAAAAGCUCGUCGAAGGCAAUAACGUGGACUUCUGUCCGCAGGUGCUGGAAUUUGGAAAAUGUAGAGCCACUGGGUGUACGAAGCGGCAUCUUUUCACAACCAGAGACUUAUCGAUCGGGAGUGUGCCCUCCAGUGGUAUCAUCAAACUAAAGAUAUACAACAUGUUUUCCCCGACGCACUACACCGCCCGAGUUCUGGAGCAUCGCGAUUACGGUGCUAAGGGAUGGAAGCCGGUGAAUAACUCCCAAGACUACUUUGCCCUGGACCUUGCGAUGCAGCAGCAUUAUUCCAAUGAGGAGCGUCACUGCGACCAUGGUACCGUUCACUACAACGAUUGGUGUGCUAUUUUUGAUGAAUUCCGCUACUGGCGUUGCCGAAUUAUCAGCAUAGAGCAGAAAAAAGAAAUUUCAGUCACUCGAAAAGUCAAAGUCAAACUGCUUGACGUUGGUCGAACUAUCGAUUGUGUUUCAUCGGAGUUGCUACAUUUGCCGGAAGAAUUUCGUGAGUUGCCUCCGCAAGCGAUCGACAUUCGCAUAGUGGGCGUAGUUCCGCAUGAUUUCGAGCUGGAAUGGGACAAAGUAGUAACUUUGAACAUUCGCGAAUGGAUCCACCGGUACACCAACAAUGACAAAUUCCACGUGGAAGGCAAGGUUAUGCUGGCGAUAAAGGACACCAUUUGGGUGGACACCAUCCGGUUAGUGCAACAUCUGGAGGGUAUCAAUACGGAAGUAAUGGAAAUUCAUGUCAAGUCGGAGAUAGUCGGCAAAAAUUUCGGCGUGGCUGACAAAGAACCGCUGGAGAUGUUGUCUCAGAUGGUAGAGAAUUGUAACGCUUUCCGAGAGAAGGCGGACCAUCACGAUGACGUCGAAGAGGAUUUGCGAUCAAAUUUGCCAAGUGAUGCAGAAAAAUCAAAUCAUGAUUCUAACUCAGACAAUUUUUUUCGGGAGACCAAAACAAAUGUAGACGUUGAAAAAACGGUGAAACCUAAGAUUCUGAAACCCAUGGAGUUAAGUGACAGUGACUCAGACGAUUGCGAUUCUGAGAUUAGAGUAACCGCUGUAGAUAAAUCAUCAAUAACAAAAGACGAUAUAGUGGUUGCGCAACCAAUUGCUCAAAAAUUUAAUGAAAUAUACGAUGAAAUUGAAGAGGGUGCAACACAUGAAGUAUAUAUCUCCCAGUAUUACGCUCCCGAUGACUUUUACGUGUGCAAAGUAGAAAAAUUCGCUUUUAUUUCGUCGAUGAUCUGCAAUUUUACUGCAGAUGAAACAAACCUCGUUCCCCUUGAGAAGGUAGAGAUUGGAGACUACUGUUUGGCCUUGUACGACAGCAACUACCAGCGCGUCAAAGUUAUGCAGAUUGAAGGACGAGAUGUUCGGUUAUUUUUCUUGGACCUUGGCGGAUAUGAAACCUAUGGGCUGAUAGAUUUAUUCAAGCUUCCCGACGAUUUGCUUAAAGCGUCGCCAUUUUGUGCUAUAAAAGGUGAAGUUGCAUGUAUAAAACCACGCGAGAAUGAAGAGCAAGGUUGGGAUCCGGAAAUCGGCGAUAGAAUCUAUGACGAAGUCUUAUGUCAGUACAGAAGUUUCAACGUUAAAGUGAUCGAAACAAUCCCCGGUACACACGUUGAGUCGAUUGUUAAAUGUAAAUGUUACCGGUUGCUCCUAUUCAGCCCAGAGCACGAACUGGAAUCAUGGAUCUUCGACGAUAUCGUUGAAUUACGACUGGCUCGGUAUAUAGAAGAAGAAAGACCAUUUUCAAUCGACAUCAAUUUUGAAGACGACGUCGUACGACAUUUUCUGGAUCCCAAUUAUAAACAGAAAAGCACUUCUUCCGACGACGAAAAAGAACCUCGCAUUGUCGAAAUUGUGGAUUCUACAGAGGAAAGCUCUUCAGCAGAUAAAGAACCUAAAGCAAUCAAGCCACCAAACAAACUCGCUUUGCUCAAGAAACGAUUGCGGAGAAAGAAAUCCGUUACGAGCAUUGCUUACCCUCGCCUAAAAUGUGAUUACCGAAGUCCCAAAACGAUCUGGCGCCAAGAUGAGCAGAUGAUUGUGAUACGUGCAGUGGCGCCGGAAAACGUUCAGUACGAUCUGACGGUUGACUCGGAUUCGUUGAAGUUGUGCUACAUCGACGACGACGAAAAGUAUCUUCUGGCGAUCGUGUUUUUUGCCAAUGUCGAGCCCAGCUUAACUAUUCAUGAAAUUCGUGGGCUGUCGAUAGUGAUUCGUUUGGUAAAACUGGUACCGGGCAUGCAGUGGCCCUCACUAAUGAGAAAUGGCGAUAAGGUGCCCUGGUUGCAGCAUUGUAUUGAGGUAUCGAACUCGGAUGAAACGGACGGUACGGAUGGAAUGCGGAAUGCUUCACCAACCGUGCCCAAUUUGGAAUCGACGGACAGUUUAAGUGAUGAAACGGACUAUGAAGAUGAUUUCGAUCGGUUCGAUCCAAUGGCGGAUGACUAUUUUAUGAGAGACUAGGUCAAAUAAUUUUGAUCUGAUGUGACUUGUACGUUUAGCAUAGGCAAAUAGCAGUAACUAGAUAGCAAAGAAUCAAGCACCAGUUUUAAUGGUGGCCAAGAGUAUAAUCAUAUAGCUAUUAUAGAAUUCCAAUGACGAUGGAGUCAUUAAUGUUUUCAGACUUCCGACAGUAUGACACAGAUACAAUUAAAUUGCAUCAAGCGCCAAGCAAAGAUAACCAGUUUUUCAUAUCUACACCAAAGUGUGACAAUUUUAUCGUAUGUUAAUGAUUUUAUAAAAUACAUAGAUAUACAUCUUUAUACCUUGUUUAUGAACAAACGAAUCCGAUUCGUUCAAAUCGUUUCCCCAUUUAAUUUUGCCGUUGCACAUACUUUCGUUCGGAUGUGCAUUAGAACGUAAACAAGAUUUUUUUUCCAUGCAAGUGAACUUUUUGGCUGUGUAAUGGAUUUUGUCGCCGAUACAAAAGAUUCCUUUUCUCCGACACAAAAAAAAAUCAACCGUGCUUUUUGCUAACGAAUUACAUAUACCGACGAAUGGGAGACAAACAAAAACCAGAUUAAUCCACCUAGCAGUGAUAGUGCCAUUCUUGUGCAUUACGUAAUGUAUAAUGAGGAAAGCACAUUAAAGGGGUCGAAGUAGCGCUUAAUGUUUGAGGAAUUAGAAAACGUCUAAUUUUUCACUUCAGUUGAAUUCAAUUGUCUUGUCAAAACGUUGAACGUAUUUAAGUUUCUUUUAAUUCAGAUGGAUUGAAUCAUUUAGACGUUCAAUUCGCGUUAAUGUUAAGUAAGUUGCUCAAAUCAUAUGAACCGACGCUAAACUCCUCUGAACAUUUCUGACAAAUAAGCAAUAGUAAUUGUUGACUGUUUGAAUUCUCGAAAUCUCAUUUUUUUUUAAAUUGUCCCGUCUUUGCUGGGUUUCCUAUUCAUAUGGGACAAAUAUGCGAUUCACGGCAGUAUAGGAGGUUAGCGUUAGGUAUACAUAUUUCGCACAGGCUUCUUCCAUGUGAUCGUCAUUAAAAUUUGAACAACUAUGAUUAUUGUUAGAGGAUAAUAUUAUGUUAUUUUUAAUUAAUAUGUUGAAUUAAUAAAAAUUCCAAUUGAAUUAU